Molecule: messenger RNA, 8984 nt
Organism: Neoarius graeffei (lesser salmon catfish)
Lineage: Eukaryota; Metazoa; Chordata; Actinopteri; Siluriformes; Ariidae
Gene: kdm4aa
Product: lysine (K)-specific demethylase 4A, genome duplicate a
Exons: 22
Coding region: 155-6763 (2202 amino acids)
Biological process (GO): chromatin remodeling
Cellular component (GO): nucleus
Molecular function (GO): histone H3K9 demethylase activity; histone H3K36 demethylase activity
Source: RefSeq, a predicted model, not a curated record
AACAACUCUACAGUGCGCGUGCGCGCUCUUGUGUCUCACAAUAAUGGAGGACAAUCUUCUCCAGCCGUUGUGAACCAAACCACCGUGCUCAUUUGGAGAAUUUGGACAAAGCAACGUGCAACUAAGUGUCGAAAACACGUAAUCGCAGAGCAGAAUGGCCUCCGACUCAGUAGCUCAGGCUCCUGGGUCGAGGAUCAUGACCUUCCAUCCAACCAAAGAGGAAUUCAAAGACUUCAGCCGCUACAUUGCUUAUAUGGAGUCAAAGGGUGCUCACUUAGCUGGCAUGGCUAAGGUUGUGCCUCCUAAGGACUGGAAGCCCCGCCGCACAUAUGAUGACAUUGAUGACCUGGCCAUUCCUGCCCCUAUUCAGCAAGUGGUGACUGGUCAGUCCGGGCUUUUCACACAGUACAACAUCCAGAAAAAGCCCAUGACUGUCCGUGAGUUCCGCAAGAUCGCAAACACAGACAGGUUCUGUAACCCUCGGUAUGUAGAUUUUGAUGAGCUGGAGAGGAAGUACUGGAAGAAUCUUACGUUUAAUCCCCCACUGUAUGGAGCAGAUGUCAGCGGAACUCUCUACGAUGCAGAUGUAAAUGAGUGGAACAUUGGGCAUCUGAACACUAUUCUGGACACAGUGGAGAGAGAGAGUGGCAUUAAGAUUAAAGGGGUGAACACACCGUAUCUGUACUUCGGGAUGUGGAAGAGCACGUUUGCCUGGCACACUGAGGACAUGGAUCUCUACAGUAUCAACUAUCUGCACUUUGGAGAACCCAAGUCCUGGUACGUUGUGCCUCCAGAACAUGGGAAGCGAUUAGAACGUCUGGCGAAAGGCUUUUUUCCCGGAAGCGCCCAAAGUUGUGAAGCCUUCUUGCGACACAAAAUGACUUUGAUUUCCCCAUCAAUAAUAAGAAAAUAUGGCAUCCCUCUUGAGAAGGUUGCACAGGAAGCAGGUCAGUUUAUUGUGACCUUCCCCUACGCCUAUCACGCUGGAUUCAAUCAUGGAUUCAAUUGUGCAGAGUCCACAAACUUCGCCACUCAGCGCUGGAUCGAUUACGGCAAGCAGGCAGCAUUAUGUUCAUGCCGUAAAGAUAUGGUGAAGAUUUCCAUGGAUGUGUUUGUGCGAAAGUUCCAGCCAGAGCGAUAUAAACUGUGGAAGGCGGGAAAGGACAGUGUGAUGAUUGACCACUCCAAACCCACACCAGAAGCAGCAGAGUUCCUUCAGGAUGGAAAGACGCCAGGAGAAGCGGGAGAGCUCAGCAACAGCAGCCCUGCUGAAACCAGAGGAGAGAGGGAGACCAAGACAGAAGAGGAAGGGGAGAGAGAGGCGGAGAAGGGCCAGACAGCGACAAACGAGACAGAUACAAAGAGGGCAGACAUGAUGAUAGAAAAUGCAGGUGCACAACAAAGAAAGUCAGAAACGCAAGCGGCAAAUGCAGAGGGAGAAGAAACAGAGACCAGAAAGACUCCGCUAGAAGCAGAUAGUGAAAUGAAGAAGAUACAGACUGAAAGAGACAAGACAGAUAAAAUAGACAUAGAGGAAGAAGCGAUCGAUGAACAGUGUGUCGAAACAGAAAGAAAAGAGUCAGACAUGGAAAUACCAGAUCGAGAGGCAGGUCUGACAGAGACAAACCAAUCUGAAAUAGAGAUGGAGACAGAAAAUGACAGUACAGAGAGCAGACCGAAGGAUAAGACUGAUGGAGGAGAAGAACAGACAGAUACAGUAGAGAUGGAAACUGAAGAAAUAAAACAGCCAAAGACUGAAACAGAGAUGGAAACUAGAAAGGAAGAGCUGGACAGCAGUGAGUUGAAGCAAGACAUGAGUGAGACGGAUGGCGGCAAGUGGGAGACUGAAAAAGAGAAUCUGUCUGUGACACAAGAGACAGACACAUCAGUGACACAAAUGGAAACACAGAAGAAUGGGAUGGACAGUCAAAAGACAGAUGGAGAAAAUAAGGAAAAUGAAAAAGAGGAGGCAGCAAUGGCCAGUUCUGAGAGAGGGGAGAUGGAGAGUGGAAAAAUGGAGAGUGAGACAGGUGAAACAACCAGAGGAGAGAUGGAGAACAAGACCGAGAUAGAGAGUGAGACAGGAGAGACUGGGACAGGAGAGGUGGGGAGCAAGACCGAAAGUGGAGAAGGAGAGACUGAGACAGAGCAGGAAGCUCUGGAAAGAGAAACAUGGGGUGGAAAUCUGGAGAAGGAGACAGGGGGAGGAGAAAUUGAGAGCAAGACCAGAUGUGGAGAGAUGGAUAGUAGGGCAGGAGAGACAGGGAGUGGAGAGAUGGAGAUUGAAACAAGGAAUGGAGAGCUGGAGAGUGGGACAGGAGAGAAGGAUAGAGGCGAGAUGGAGAGUGAGAGAGUAGAAACGGGGAGAGCAAUGGAGAAUGAGAGAGGCAGGGACGAAAUGGAGAGUGAGACAGGAGAGACGAAAAGAGAAGAAGCCAGUGAAACAGAAGAGAUGGGGAAAAGAGAAAUGGAGAGUGAGACAGGAGGGGCAGCAAGAAGAUUCAUGGAGAACAAUGAGGGAGAAACCAGGACAGAGGAGAUGGAGAGUGAGACAGGAGGGGCAGCAAGAAGAUUCAUGGAGAACAAUGAGGGAGAAACCAGGACAGAGGAGGUGGAGAGUGAGACAGGAGGGGCAGCAAGAAGAUUCAUGGAGAACAAUGAGGGAGAAACCAGGACAGAAGAGGUGGAGAGUGAGACAGGAGGGGCAGCAAGAAGAGUCAUGGAGAACAAUGAGGGAGAAACCAGGACAGAAGGGGUGGAGAGUGAGACAGGAGGGGCAGCAAGAAGAUUCAUGGAGAACAAUGAGGGAGAAACCAGGACAGAAGAGGUGGAGAGUGAGACAGGAGGGGCAGCAAGAAGAUUCAUGGAGAACAAUGAGGGAGAAACCAGGACAGAAGGGGUGGAGAGUGAGACAGGAGGGGCAGCAAGAAGAUUCAUGGAGAACAAUGAGGGAGAAACCAGGACAGAAGAGGUGGAGAGUGAGACAGGAGGGGCAGCAAGAAGAUUCAUGGAGAACAGUGAGGGAGAAACCAGGACAGAGGAGGUGGAGAGUGAGACAGGAGGGGCAGCAAGAAGAUUCAUGGAGAACAGUGAGGGAGAAACCAGGACAGAGGAGGUGGAGAGUGAGACAGGAGGGGCAGCAAGAAGAUUCAUGGAGAACAGUGAGGGAGAAACCAGGACAGAGGAGGUGGAGAGUGAGACAGGAGGGGCAGCAAGAAGAUUCAUGGAGAACAGUGAGGGAGAAACCAGGACAGAAGAGGUGGAGAGUGAGACAGGACAGACAAGUAGAGGAGAUAUGGGGAGUGAGGCAAUGAGAGGAAAGUUGAGGUGUGAGGUAGGAGAGAUAGAAAAAGGUGAGAUGGAGACUGAGACAAGUGCAGGGGAGGUGGAGAAUGAGACAACAAGAGGAGAGCUGGAGAGUGAAACAGGGAGAGGGGAGGUGGAGAACAUAACAGGGAAGGAAGAAAUGGAGAGUGAGACAGGGAGAGGGGAGGUAGAGAACAUAACGGGGAAGGAAGAUGUGGAGAGUGAGACAAGGAGAGGGGAGCUAGAGAACAUAACACUGGAGGUAGAAAUGGAGAGUGAGACAGGGAGAGGGGAGGUGGAGAGCAUAACGGGGAAGGAAGAUGUGGAGAGUGAGACAGGGAGAGGGGAGGUGGAGAGCAUAACGGGGAAGGAAGAUGUGGAGAGUGAGACAGGGAGAGGGGAGGUGGAGAGCAUAACGGGGAAGGAAGAUGUGGAGAGUGAGACAGGGAGAGGGGAGGUGGAGAGCAUAACGGGGAAGGAAGAUGUGGAGAGUGAGACAGGGAGAGGGGAGGUAGAGAACAUAACGGGGAAGGAAGAUGUGGAGAGUGAGACAAGGAGAGGGGAGCUAGAGAACAUAACACUGGAGGUAGAAAUGGAGAGUGAGACAGGGAGAGGGGAGGUGGAGAACAUAACGGGGAAGGAAGAUGUGGAGAGUGAGACAGGGAGAGGGGAGCUAGAGAACAUAACACUGGAGGAAGAAAUGGAGAGUGAGGCAGGGAGAGGGGAGGUGGAGAACAUAACGGGGAAGGAAGACGUGGAGAGUGAGACAGGGAGAGGGGAGGUGGAGAACAUAACGGGGAAGGAAGACGUGGAGAGUGAGACAGGGAGAGGGGAGAUGGAGAACAUAAAUGGGAAGGACGACAUGGGGAGAGGGGAGAUGGAGAACAUAAAUGGGAAGGAAGACAUGGGGAGCGGGGAGGUGGAGAACAUAACACUGGAGGAAGAAAUGGAGAGUGAGACAGGGAGAGGGGAGAUGGCGAGCAUAACACUGGAGGAAGAAAUGGAGAGUGAGACAGGGAGAGAGGAGAUGGUGUCAAAAAGGACUAAUGAAGAAGAAAGAAAAAUAGAAGUUGUUGAGAGUGUAAAAGAAGAGACUGUUUCAGCAAAUCUGGAGGAAAAGGCAGAAGAGAGAGAGAUUGCAGAGACAGGAGGAGAGAAAGAGGUGACGGAGACAGAACAAGACAUGAAGACCAGCAGCUCUUCUGUUCAGAGGAAGAGCAGUUCCAAGGCGAAGGUGGGGAUGAAACGGAAGAGAGGAGCCAGUGCUGGUUCUGCCGAGGCUGUAGAGCAGGUUAAGCGGAAGAGAACCAGGCUCAGUCACCCUGAACCAAAGCGUGAGGCAAAACAGCGAGGUUCAGCAGGCAAAGACGAGAGCGACAAUGAGCACAGCAUGGAAUUGGGCACUCCAGCAUUGAAACAGGAAAAGAAACCAGACCACUCCCAUUUAGAGCCUCCUCAUCUUCCAUCAAAAAACCAGCCAGUCACCAUCACUCCUAUAACUCCUAACCGAAGCCAUAGCACUUCUCUGUCCUGCCACAUCGCCGCGUCUUCCCAGCCUCGCAACAUCGCCUCUCGGCCCAAAGAAACCACUCCGUGCUGUGAUCUUAGAACUAAGUGCCCUCAGCCGAACAACACCACCUCUCCAUCUCGGCGUGCUGUUCUCACCAAACCCAACAAAACCACCACUAAAUCUCCAUCUAGCGACAUCAACGCAGACUCGAGUGACCUCAGCAUUCAGGCUAAACCCACCAAUAACUCAAGACACCGUGGUGAUAUCACACCAAAACGCAGGAAAACCAGCCCUAAACAUGAAGCCAAACCCAGGGAGAGCUGUGGCAGCUCUGUUCCAGACGAGGACCGGGAUGAGUUAAAGGCUGACUACAGAGGGAGCUCAGCUCAGCGGCUUUUCCAGCGGACACUGAGUCCCGCUGAAGUUCUACACGUGCACAGCUACGCUAAAGGAGAUUACAGCGAUCUGGACAGGGAGCAAAGGGACAGCGACACGGACACAGAGACGCAGGAGAAUGGACAGCAGGGGGCAGAAAACGACUCUUUUGAGGUACUGAACAGUUUAGUGAGGCUGCCCAGACAUCAUCCGCUAAUAAAGGACAACAUCAGUGACGAGGAGCUUCAAGACCACGCUUUAAUUGAGGAGGAUGGUUUAGAGGGUGAGCUGUGGGCCAAGCCUCUGGUUCAGCUGUGGCAAAACAGACCUUACAACGAACAGCGAGAGAGGGAGUACAACAGAGAGAUGGGCCUCCAGUCACCAUACUGUGCCAUCUGUAUGAUCUUCCAAACGCACCAGCGGUCUGAAGAGGCUGACUGUGAGCGAACUGCAGUUCAGACUGGACGUCAAAUGAGGACAAAGCCACUGAUCCCUGAGAUGUGUUUCAGCACAACCACAGAAGAGUGCACUGAACUUCAUCUAUCCACGCCUUAUUUGGAUCAGGAUGGCACUAGCCUGCUCAUCAGCUGCUCCCAGUGCUGUGUGCGUGUGCACGCCAGUUGUUAUGGCGUUUCCCCUGAGAGGGUCACAAAAGACUGGAAAUGUGCCCGUUGCAAAGCCAAUGCCCUCACGGAGAGUUGUUGUCUGUGCUCGUUAAGAGGUGGAGCAUUACACAGAGCCAACAAUGAUAAGUGGGUACAUGUACUGUGUGCAGUGGCGGUGUUGGAGGCUCGCUUCGUGAACAUCACGGAGAGAUCUCCGGUGGAUCUCAGCGGCAUUCCCUUACAGAGAUUUAAGCUGAAAUGUUACUACUGUAAGAGGCGGAUGAAGAAGACGACGGGCUGCUGUGUGCAGUGUUCCCAUGGCCGCUGCCCCACCUCGUAUCACCCUACCUGUGCCCAGGCUGCAGGCGUCCUUAUGCACCCGGAUGACUGGCCUUUCAUCGUCUAUGUCACUUGUUGCCGUCACAAAGGCCCUGUCCAUUCAGAGAGGAAAAAAGAGGCCAUGAUGGAAAUCAGUGCAGGCCAGAGGGUGAUCUGCAAGCACAAAAACGGACGCUACUACCAAUGUGAUGUGGUUCAGCUGACAAAAGAGACAUUUUAUGAGGUCAACUUUGAUGAUGGCUCCUUCAGCGACAACCUCUUUCCUGAGGACAUUGUGAGCCGCGACUGUGCCCAGCUGGGUCCUCCAGCUAUGGGAGACGUAGUGCAAGUGCGUUGGACAGACGGCCUUAUCUAUGGAGCCAAGUUUGUGGCAGCACAUGUCAUUCAAAUGUACCAGGUGGAGUUUGAGGAUGGCUCACAGCUCACAGCCAAGAGAGACGAUGUCUACGCAUUAGACGAAGAACUGCCCAAAAGGGUGAAAUCCAGACUGUCGAAGGCAUCAGACAUGCGUUUCGAUGGCAUCUUUGGAGAGAAGAAGCUGCAGGAUAGCAAGAGGCAGCGUGUGAUUAACUCCAGAUACAGAGGUGACUACAUCGAGCCGGUCAUCUACCGAACCAUCAUGGAGUAACCAGCAUCAUCAUCAUCAUCUUCCUCCUUGCAGCACCAGCAUUGAUUGAGCAAAGCUCCCACGCACACGUCUCACAACAUGAAGUGAGAAUGUUUCUUUCUGUGUGUGACAUUGUAUACAUCUGCUUUUUAACAAGUUUGUAACUGCUCCAAGAGCUUUGCCAUCACUCUGAUCUCUGAAAAGCUUUUAGUGAAGGCGUUUUUAAAAUGCGCGCAUGCGCGUACACACACCUGUGCCACAUCUUUUCAGACAAGAUGUGGUUUUUAUAUCCUUCCUGGAAAUUGAGCCACUUAUACAUACACUUUGGCCAGACAGCAUUAGAGUUUGUACUAGUUUUAUACACAUCCUCAUUGUUUCUUCAUGUUGUUCAGUUUGCAUUAAUUUAUUUCCCUCCGAGUUCCGGGUGCUAAUACUUGCCCAUAUAUUUUUAUCGAAUGGAGGAAACAUUGCCAUUUUAUCAACAUAAACACCUCCUUUUUUAAUCCACACUGUUGUCAAAUUGUACAGCCGCAUUCCUGAAUAUUGUAGAUUUUUUGCAACAUAAUUAAUUUAGAUCUGUUUUUUUUUAAACCAGUCUAUUUAUUAGAUGGUGCUUUCUGAAAGUAGCCUUUGCAAUAUAAUUGUCUGAGUUCUAACAGCACUGUCAUCUAGACAGACGAUGUGGUUCCUGUUUUCCCCUGGGAGGUUCUUUUAAAAUGCCACGGAUUUCCUAACUGUUCCUCUCAGUUCUGCUAUAUGAUGCAUUUAAAGACCUGCUUUGCACUGCUGUUCAAUCAGACACGUUUUAUUUUAAUUACUUACAGCUUUGGCAAUCUUAAUUGUAACCCUGUUAGGCAUGAGCUGAUACUCAGGUUCACAUAUCAUUGCUAAAUAUCUAGCCUUCGUCACCAUGCACAAUAUUAUUGCAGUAGAUUGCAUUAAAAAUGCAAGCUUUUUUUUUGUUGGCUAACAUUUUAACUGUGAUGGAAGCCUUGGCAGUUCCCCCGCUAAACUAUUCAACCUUUGUCUGUUGGCUGAAAUCAACCUUACUUACACUACCUGAACUGCCCGGGCUUAUAUAUCAUUUUUUUUUUAAUUAUUAAAAAAUUGGGUAAUUAAAACUAGCUCGUUUGUGUUCUCUUGCUGUUAAGUAAGUUAGCUGGGGAAUUGUCUUUGGAAUACCUGAGCUAAACACGUAGCUAGCUCCAUAAAAGCUUUUUACUAAAAAGGUAGCUAAAAAUAAAUAACUAAAUAUCUAGCUUGGUAGUUUGGCACCAUAAUUCUGUAAAAUUAAGUAUUUAUUAAAUAAUGUAUUAAAUAAGCAUUAACAAGAUGCUGUUAUUGUAAUAGCAAAAAAUCUUACCAAAAUAGCCUCACUAACCAGAUGAACAUUGGGAUGGGAUUGUCAGGGGGACUGUGAGCUACCGUUCUGUUCGUGCUCCAGUGAACAGAAUUGUGGGAUUUUCUUCUCUAAGGAUACAUGCAGUGGUGCCUUCAGAUUAAUCAGCUAAUAAACACAGUAUAAGCAAGACAGUUUCCUUUAUGCUGUUCUUAUUUUGAUUCUCUAAACAGGACAGAAUUCAUUUUGAGAGCACAAAUGCUGCCCACCCAAUACUAUCUACCCAGGCAGCUUCUUCGCAAAUGGAAAGCAACACAGAAUAACAUUUCUGAAUUGUCCACUGUGGUAAAAGGGUGCCUGUUCAAUAUUGCGACAUAUUGAAUAAUAUUAAAGACUAUCAGAACACGCCUAAUCCCCAUGCUUUAAAAGAAAGCUAGUUUUGCACUCCUAAGCUGUAUUCUUAAUAAAUUGAUUCCUCUAGCCAAGUUUCCAAAACAGACACUCGCACAUGAAGGGCUUUUAAAGCCUGUGAUGUGAUGUGUAGUGUGUGUAUGUACUUAAUAGCUGUCCGAUAUUUAAGUUCCUUUCACUCAGCAGGAAGGGAUCUACAUAUAUCACCACUUUAAAAAAAGAAAAAGAAAAAAAGGACUUAUUACAAAUGUUUUUUAUUAUUAAGAAGCCUAUUUUAUUGCUUUGUUUUAUAAUAAGUGUUUAAUGUUUAUAUGCUGUGAGAAAUAGAGUUGUAUGUAGUUAAUUUAAGGACUUCAUAAACUGGCAGUGUAUUUUCCCAGCUUGCUUCCUUAAGUUUAAGCCUCAGUCACACUGGGAACUGAGGUUCUGAAAUGUCUGUUCCUGUCUUUUGUAAAGAUUAUCAGUGUGUCAGUAAAAUGAUGUGGGCUUACA